This is a messenger RNA of Medioppia subpectinata, 975 nucleotides long. NCBI's taxonomy places the organism in Eukaryota, Metazoa, Arthropoda, Arachnida, Sarcoptiformes, Oppiidae. The record is from the annotation of a GenBank genome assembly.
AGAAAUUUCUUUGUGUUUACGUGUGAAUCUUGUCGGGGAUUCUUCAGGAGAUAUGCGCUUAAAAAUGAAACACUAUACUGUCCAUCAAAUGGCAAAUGUAUUAUAAACUCAAAAACAAAACAUUUAUGCAAAAAAUGUAGACUUGAAAAGUGUUUGGCUGUGGGAAUGAAAAAGGAAUUGAUACGAAGUGAUGACGAAAACCAAUUGAGACGACUUCAGCUCUUGGAGAGGAAGAGAAGAGUAAAAUCGUUGCCACAAAACACAGAUUCUUUCCGAUCUGAGACGACAGACAACUCGGUGUCCGCCGAAGACACUAAUGAAUUGGAUCUAAUGUUUGAUUGGAUUCAAAACACACCCAAAAUCAAUAACAAAGACCUAAACAAACAAAUUGGCGAAAUUGAAAAUAUUUUAACGACAAACACUACACUGAUUGACAAGUAUUGCCACAAAAUGCAAACACUAACAGUCGUUCCCAUAUUUAAAUCACUCACUGAUUAUAACGGCUUAAAUCAAUUGGAAACCAGUCGGGUAUCGGAGCUAUUGAUGGCGUGUAAAGUAUUGGAUUAUCCGAUGCCUACGAAUGCCAUUAAAGUGAGUGAUAAGGAAGAAAUGGUCAAAUUGUCGACACAAAGAGCUGAGUAUCUGAUCAGUGAUUUGAUCGCUUUGUGCAAAGGGUUGACCGGUUUUUCAAACCUGUGUUUUACCGAUCAGUUGGCGCUCUUUAAGUACGGGUCACUUGAAUUGAUGCACAUUAGCAGCAAUAAUGGCUAUAAUAUUGCAAAUAACAGCCUUACUCUGUAUAUGUUUAUGGCAAUAGUGCUAUUCAAUCCCAAUCGACCAAAUCUAACCCAUAAGCAUAAUGUGGCACUCGAACAACAACUGUAUAUAUAUUUACUGCAAAGAUAUCUACUAUUGAAAUACCGCUCGGAAUGGGAGUCACAGACAAAACUUCAAACAGUGAAAAACAAUAGGGUU